CGUUUUGAUCCGACAUCGAACCAACUUGCCACAGUCGCUCCUGUACGUGGCCGCACCACCCUUCUCCCGCGCUGUCGUGGUCGAUCAUUAAGAUAUCAGCCCGCCAUGGAUGUCGCUCUCGAGCUUCUCGACCCCCUCAUUUUGGACAGGGCCUAUGCCUGGUUGCUGCCCUCCGAUCGCAGUCUCCCCGAUCCGACGUCGCGAUGGGACCGCGACAACAUCUAUCGCCAAGUCAUCUCGAUUCUCGUCAUCACGCAACUCGGCGCGACCUCCCUCUACCUCUUCUUCAGCGCGCUCUCCUACUACUUCAUCUUCGACCGACGGCUCGAGUACCAUCCGCGCUUCUUGCCGAAUCAGGUCCGCCAAGAGAUCAAAUCAUCGCUGUCCGCCAUUCCCUUUAUCAAUAUCCUCACCCUGCCUUGGUUCCUGGCUGAGGUCCGUGGCAAAAGCUUGUUGUACCGCUCGGUCAGCGACUAUGGCUGGCCCUGGAUGGUUAUCUCGUCCAUCCUCUACAUGGCUUUCAAUGAUAUCGCCAUCUACUGGAUUCAUCGCCUAGAGCAUCACCCCAGCGUGUACAAGUACAUUCACAAGCCACAUCACAAAUGGAUCGUUCCCACGCCAUGGGCUGCGCUGGCAUUCCACCCGCUCGAUGGAUAUGUGCAGUCUCUGCCAUACCAUGCCUUUGUCUUUAUUUGCCCCAUGCAGCGACACCUGUACAUGGUUCUCUUCGGUGCGGUCCAGAUCUGGACCAUCUUCAUUCACGACGGCGACAUGAUUUCGGGCCAUUGGACGGAGAAAUUCAUCAACAGCCCCGCGCAUCACACACUGCACCAUAUGUACUUCACCGUCAACUAUGGGCAAUACUUCACCUGGGCCGACACCUAUUUCGGGUCGCACCGGGCCCCGGAGCCCGCGCUGGAUCCGCUCCAUGAUGCUCUCAAGGUGAUGCGGGCGAAAGGCCUCGUGGAUGAGCAGGGCAACCCAAUCAAAAAGCCAAAGGGGGAGUGAAGCCCUUCGAUAUCCCAUGGGAAUGGAUGUCUUUGGUAUAUAUGCAUAUGACGAUUAGACGAAGAGCCGUCUCCUGUACAACCAAUCUAGAGCAAUACUUAAUGUUAAUGUAUAUAUAGACGCAAGUUUACUGGUCUCAGUGCUUUCGAAAGGCGGCAGAUUUGUCGGGAUGAUCAAGAUUUGGUUAUGCAUCGAGUUACCCAUAUGAUUCGCUCCGAGCUCGCUUCUACCUCAAGAAUGUCAUGGCUCGGAUGUAAUCACUCGAAGUGGAAACGAGAUCUGCAGAUGCGCGCAUCGAUCGAGUAGUGUCAGUU
This is a messenger RNA of Aspergillus novofumigatus IBT 16806, 1322 nucleotides long. RefSeq names its product sterol desaturase family protein. The record is from RefSeq and is a predicted model, not a curated record. The transcript has 3 exons. Lineage: Eukaryota; Fungi; Ascomycota; Eurotiomycetes; Eurotiales; Aspergillaceae. Gene Ontology annotation, biological process: lipid biosynthetic process. The coding region runs from base 106 to 1008 and encodes 300 amino acids. Gene Ontology annotation, molecular function: oxidoreductase activity; iron ion binding.